UGACAAAUCGGUUGUGUUAGGGAAUGGGUGGUGUCGAUAAUAGUCAUUGGAAGCCUCGUCGCACGAAGGGUACCGUAAUAUACAAAACAAGAAACCAAUUCGCUUGGGCUGUGGUAGCGGCCGGUACCGUGCUUUUCGCGACGUUUUACACGGUCGUGAGUUACUUUGGUGGCGAUGAUCUGCAGCAUCGUCUGAAGAGAGACUUUUUCGAAAAGACUGAGGAAGAGGUGGACCGCAAAAAUCUGAUGCGAGUUAGUUUGAUCGCACCUAGGCGAGGAGACUCCAUCCGGAAGUUGCUUGAGGAAGAAAAAGACGAUCUAACAAGGAAGUAAAGAUGAGUAAGCGGUUAAAGUACGCCAAGUUGAGGCUUGCCAAACCGGCUGCAGACAAUCCUCCAUCACAUGGCGCUGGCGUUGAGGAAGUGAAGACUACGGGCCUUUUGGAUGUUGGGUAAUGCUACGGGAGAUUAGGGUGAA
Molecule: messenger RNA, 476 nt
Organism: Anopheles nili
Lineage: Eukaryota; Metazoa; Arthropoda; Insecta; Diptera; Culicidae
Exons: 2
Coding region: 24-332 (102 amino acids)
Source: RefSeq, a predicted model, not a curated record